ACAGUACACAAUAAAGUGCUGCAGGCGAACAUCACGAAUGCAAGCGUAUAGUAAGUGUAAACGGACAAAUCUGCACGAUAUACAACAACACAAUCAAGAUUGCCUCAAACAUUCGAAAGCGCGAUGUCUUUCUUCAAGAAAGUCGGUGAUGCCUUGACUCAUGGAGUCAAAGAUGUUAAAGACGGUAUUAAGGACUUCGAGUCUAAGCCCAGGUCUUCGCCUAAAAUGGACAAGUCUUCCGGGAGAUCUUCCACUAAAACGUCUAUUAAAUUACCCAGUGCAAAACCCUUUGUAUCGAGAAAAGGUGACGAAGAGACACAGAAGCAGCUGAAACAGUUCGCGGCUAACAGUUUACGAGCUGAUUCCGUCGCCAUGCGAAAAGUGAGUUAUUUGCGAGGUAUCCAAGGCCCCGUAGCACAAACAAGUUUUCUGUUGCUGAAAAUGUGUUUUGAGCGACUACGAGAGAAAACUAUGAACACAGUGAAGUACAAAAAAAUACUUGUUAUCGAUAAAGAGAGAGAUACAGAUACAUGCGCAUGCACAGCGUAUACAAACGUGCACCAAUUCCCCGCUCCUGUACAGUGA
This is a messenger RNA of Sphaeroforma arctica JP610, 585 nucleotides long. RefSeq lists its product as hypothetical. The transcript has a single exon. Bases 124 to 585 code for a protein of 153 amino acids. The record is from RefSeq and is a predicted model, not a curated record. Lineage: Eukaryota; Ichthyosporea; Ichthyophonida.